AUGUCACCUGGCAUUGAUACCUCUCAGUCACGAAUCUGCGGCUGUUGGGUCGAAGUACUUCCUACAAUCGUCUCAAAUGGAGAGAGUAAAGAUAACGUUGUUCCAUUGGCCAUUAAGGCUCUAUAUCAAUCCAUCAUCAAAAAAGAUCGAAUGGGCGAGUUGGACCCGGAUUAUACUGAAUCUUAUGCUGCUGCCCUCGCUCGCUUGAGAAAGGCACUUCCUGAUUCGCAUACUUCGCAGUAUGUAGGGUUUGCUGCUGCAAGCAUGUGCUUGACUUUAUCAGAGGUUCUGUUCCCCACAACUACAGAUGGCUGGCGGAGACAUAUCCAAGGAAUCAGUGAUCUGAUGCAACUUAUUGGUCCCGAUGUACACAGAUCUGGGGCCGCUUAUAAACUCUUCGUUGGCUUCAGACCCCUACUUGUCACCGAAGCUUUCAUCGCUCGGAAAGCUACGUUUGUUGCCUCUCAAGAAUGGAUCAGUAUUCCGUUUCAAUUCAACACCGCCUCGCCAAUGCAGACUCUUUUGAGCUAUGCUACUAUUAUCCCCUCGCUACUCGAAAAGGCAGACUUUGAUACGGCGUCGCCUACUACUGACGAUAUAUGCGCCGAAUUCGAGCAGGUGUUGUGUACUCUUCUUCAGUGGGAAAAUACCCAGGUAGAAGUCGAAUUCGGGAACCCUUACUGGGCGAAGGCAGCCACAAGCACUACCAUUAGUAGUCACGGUAGCUCACCUUCCACGUUAUUAUGGUUUCCAAACAUCCUUUUUGCAAACGCAUUCACGCACCUGUGGACAUUUCAGAUAAUAUGUCUCUCCGAAAUUGCCAGAUUGAGAGCGGGAAGGACGGACACCUUGCUGUCGACGAAGAGCUCUCUUCCUAGCGAAAUCAUGAAUGAGGAUUAUGUCUUUAAGUUAUCAACCAAGAUAUGUCAGAGCAUGGAAUAUCAGUUGCAAGAUGAGAUGAAACUAUACGGACCAGCUUCGGUACUGUUCCCACUUCGCAUUGCACGCGCAACGUUCGAUUCAGACCCAGCUCGUCACCAGAAAGAAAUCUCGUGGUGCGACGAGUUUGUAGAUCAACUCAGGAGCAAAGGAAUACACUUAGCUCCGUGA
Messenger RNA from Glarea lozoyensis ATCC 20868, 1110 nucleotides. RefSeq lists its product as uncharacterized. The transcript has 3 exons. The record is from RefSeq and is a predicted model, not a curated record. NCBI's taxonomy places the organism in Eukaryota, Fungi, Ascomycota, Leotiomycetes, Helotiales, Helotiaceae. The coding region runs from base 1 to 1110 and encodes 369 amino acids.